AUGUCGUUUGCCAAUUUGGACUUGGAGGCCCAGACCCCCGUCAAGUCCCAGCCUGCGUCUGCUCUGAGCGAUUUGGACUCCAUAAUCGCCAACACCUCGAAACAGCUCCAAGUACUUGGAGGGUUGAUAUCACAACUCGACGUCCAGCGCAAACAGGUGGGUUCAAGAAGAGACUCCAUACAGCUACGUACGAAUGUGGACGAACUCAUUGGGCGCAUUAGCACAUUGGAACGUGCAAUAGAGGUGCUUGUGCUGAAUUUAUCGCAAUUGAUCAACAAGAAGCUGGCAAACCCGCCAGACGGAGCCACCGGUCAGCUAGAAGUGUCCAACAAGCAGGUGGUCAUCAAAGAGCGGUUGGUGGGUGAGCUCAACCAGCUCCACACCCUGUUUCAGCGGUCCAUUCGGAUCUACAGCGAGAAGAAGCGAGCAGUGCCCAUCAGAGAAGCACCUGUGGCCACUGAAAACACUCCCUUGAUUGAGCAGCAGCAGUCAGCCAGUCAGCAGCAGAUCCAGCAGCAGCUCCAACAAGAGCAGGAAGAGUUUGGCGAGUCCGAGCUCCAAUACCAUGUGAUGCUCACUGAGGAAAGGAACCGCGAGAUCGACCAGGUGGCUGAGGGCAUCAUGGAGGUCAACUCCAUCUUCAAGGACUUGGGGGCGUUGGUCAAUCAGCAGGGUGAACAAUUGGACAGUAUAGAGGAUAAUAUCCUUCAGCUUCACGGAAACACCCAGCAGGCCCAGAAGGAGCUCACCAAGGCACACGAGUACCAGAAGUCCCGCAGCAAGUGGAGCUGUAUCUUGCUCGUGGCGUUGACCAUCUUCGUGUUGGUGGUGGUGUUAGCGGUGGUGAGCUGA
This is a messenger RNA of Suhomyces tanzawaensis NRRL Y-17324, 852 nucleotides long. RefSeq names its product SNAP receptor (gene VAM3). NCBI's taxonomy places the organism in Eukaryota, Fungi, Ascomycota, Pichiomycetes, Serinales, Debaryomycetaceae. Gene Ontology annotation, cellular component: membrane; endomembrane system; SNARE complex. The transcript has a single exon. Gene Ontology annotation, molecular function: SNAP receptor activity; SNARE binding. Gene Ontology annotation, biological process: Golgi to vacuole transport; vesicle fusion; intracellular protein transport. The record is from RefSeq and is a predicted model, not a curated record. Bases 1 to 852 code for a protein of 283 amino acids.